AGGUUAAUUUUAAUAUUUUAAUUUGCAGAAAAGUAGUUGGGGAUUUUUUGAUUAACUGUCUUAGUGCCAAAAAUAAAGUUAUGCCUUAUUAUAAACUUUCUUUAGACGGAAAAACAAAUAGAAUAUGGCAAAUUAAUAAAUUUUGUCGAAUUUUGAAAAGAAAAAAGUUUCCAACAAAACCCAUUGAAAUCGUAUUUCAAAUGAUGCUCACAAGAUUCAGAAGAGUUAGAACUUUAGAAACGGUAUACUCCAAGCUGAAAAUAACGCAAAUACUGGAUGAGGUCAUCAGGAACGACUACUUCGGUACUACCCAAAAUCGAAAAAGGUUUUACCAUCUUGUGAACAGGAUAACUACUCAGUCUCGUUUCGAGUGUAUUUACAAGUCAAAUCUAUACAAAGGCUAUGAUUUGAAAGUAAUUCCUUGGCUGCAGAAAGAAAAUCUGGAUGAUGAAGAGGCUCGAGUUCUUCUCAUGAAAGCCAACACAUACCUUCUGGAAUACAUCGUUGCACCUCUAAUAAAGCACUUUUACCAUCCACUCAAGUCAUUCAAAGACUAUGAGGUGAAAUUUAUUGAAAGAAAAAAAUGGCACUCAUUUCAACAGAAAAAUCUUCACCAUCUUUUGACAUCAAGACAUUUAUUACCUGUAAAAAAUGUGACAUCCCGAGGGGUAUUGAGAAUAUUCCCAAAAACUGACUGUGAUAGUUUGGAGUUUAGACCACUCAUAUUACCUUUCAAAAGAGAUAUGGCCACAAGACAGAAAUUCAAACGAAUCUCGAGGCAGAUUGAAUGUUUAGCUAGAAGUUUUAGUUCAAUUGGUAGAUCAUCACUGUUUGAUGCUUGGGAAAAAUAUUGCAGAUGGGCUUGUGAUGAUGAUAUUUUCGGAAUAAAAUUGGAUGUGAGAGAUGCUUUUGGAUCUGUCGACAUUGUAAAACUUUGUGAAGUUUUAAAAUGCAGCAGUUUCAAAGUUGGAGAGAAGCAGUUUGUUAUCAAUCAUAUUCAAAACCAAUUUGUUACAUAUAAUAAAAAAAUGUACAAGUGGAAUCAUGGGCUGCUUCAAGGAGAUCAUUUGUCAUCUAGUCUCUGUAACCUUUACAUAAGUGUUUUAGAAAAAGAAAAUUUUCAGGCAUUUUUAAAAGAAGGUAUUUUUUUGCAUAGAAUCGUGGAUGACUAUAUGUUCUGCUCCUCUGAAGAACAUGAUGUAUAUGCAUUUGAGAAAAAGUGUAAAGAGAUAUUCCAGCUUAAUGAAUCGAAAACUGAAAAAGCAGGAUUCACUGGAAAUGCACAAAUACGUUACUAUGGACAAGUAUUUCAUUUGGAAACAAGAAUGGUGGGCAAAUUGUAUAAUUAUCGAACUGGCUUCCCUAUUCGACAUAAGUUCAAACUUUGGAACAUUAAGCGUCCCAUUCCUGAAAAUGCAAAGCAACAAUUCAUACUAAAUACGCUGCAGUUUUCAUAUAACAACCAUUGUUUCAAAAGACUUGACCUGAAUACAAUUUUCAAUACUGAACAACAAGUACUCCUUAACUAUUUCAAAGGAAUGAUAUUUAUAGCUUUUAAAUUCGAUGCUGCAGUAAUGUCCAUUAGAGAAUUUAAAGAAGUGAUAGAAAAUAUGCCAUAUUUGUUAACUGUACUAAAUACUGUUGUUAGCAAUUUCAGCAAUAUUGUGUUUUACAAGAUAAAUCAGUGUAAAGGCAUCAAUUUUAAAGGAUGUAUAACUUUCAAAUUAUUAAAAAAUAUUGGGUACAGAGCUUUCAUUUGUGUUUUGAAAAAAAACAACGAGUUUUAUAAAAUAUUGAUAAAAUCACUGGAGAAGAAAGAUCAUUUUUAUAUGUAUUUGAAUGAAUUUCAAAUUUCCCCAAAAACCUUCAUGGUGCUACCAUCUGUUUUCAGUAGUAUAAAAAUGAAUAGGAAUUCAAGAAUAUAAAUUAUCUUAAUUCAUUUUUCUUCAAUUCAAAUGUUUUAUGUAAAAUAAGAGUUGCCAAUAUUAGUUUUA
Molecule: messenger RNA, 1994 nt
Organism: Leptinotarsa decemlineata (Colorado potato beetle)
Lineage: Eukaryota; Metazoa; Arthropoda; Insecta; Coleoptera; Chrysomelidae
Gene: Tert
Product: telomerase reverse transcriptase
Biological process (GO): telomere maintenance via telomerase
Cellular component (GO): telomerase catalytic core complex
Molecular function (GO): telomerase activity; telomeric repeat DNA binding; telomerase RNA binding
Source: RefSeq, a predicted model, not a curated record